AGUCCAGUAGUUAGAGUCGUUGUUUUUGUCCUAGGAACGUCAAAAUGUCCCGUCUGUGUUACAUCCCAGCUAUUUUUUCUUAAACGUUGGAUGGAAGAUAUCAUAAAGAUAGAGUCGAACUUUGUUUUUUCCAAGAUAAGGUUUUAGCUUUUUCUAAUACUUUUUUUUAUUUUUUUUUUUUACUUUGUUUUUCCUUUACUUGUAACAGAAGAAAGAGGCCGUAUCUGGAAACGUCCGCUAAAGAUUACCCUGAAGUUUAAGGAGUGUUUCUGUUAAAGGUGGCAGCCAUGGUGUUGAUUCUGAGCAGGAGAAUAAUCAGCAGUAACUCAGGCCCCAAAGAAUCACCGGUGGUCAAACGCAAGGUUUUGCCACAUGAAUGCAAAACAGGCGAAAUCUUUGACUUCUGCUCCGGUGCGUCACAUUCAGAGGGAAUCCUUCAGGUGUUCAAUGAGUUCCGUGAAUGCCGCCUUUUUACUGAUGUGGUCAUCAGCGUGCAGGGCCGCGAGUUUCCCUGCCACCGUGCUGUCCUUUGUGCCUGCUCUUCCUACUUUAAAGCCAUGUUCUGCAAUGAUCACCGUGAGAGCCGGGAGAUGAUGGUUGAAAUCAACGGCAUUUUGGUCGAGGCAAUGGAGGCCUUCCUCAACUUUGUUUACACCGGCCGUGCCAAGAUCACCACUGAGAAUGUCCAGGCCCUCUUUGAAACUUCCAGUCUCUUCCAGAUCACCACACUGCGGGAUGCUUGUGCAAAGUUCCUAGAAGACCAGCUGGACCCAUGCAACUGUCUUGGCAUCCAGCGCUUUGCCGAUGCUCACUCCCUCAAGCAGCUUGCCAGCCGCUGCAAGAGUUACGCCCUGGAUAACUUCUCAGAGGUGUCACACCAUGAGGAGUUCCUUGACCUACGGGUUGAAGAGCUGAAAGACUAUAUCAGCAGAGAAGAUCUGUUCGUCACCAAGGAGGAGAUGGUGUUUGAGGCAGUGAUUAAAUGGGUGUAUCACAACAUGGACCAAAGGCGACCCAUCCUAAAGAGUUUGCUGCAGCACGUCCGCUUGCCCCUGCUGCACCCCAAUUAUUUCGUCCAGACAGUGGAGGGAGAUGAACUCAUCCAGAAUGCUCCUGAGUGCUACCAGCUUCUUCACGAGGCCCGGCGCUACCAUGUGCUUGGAAACGAAAUGAUGUCACCCAGAACCCGUCCACGCAGGUCGACUGGCUACUCAGAGGUGAUUGUUGUGGUUGGGGGUUGUGAGCGAGUGGGGGGCUUCAACCUGCCCUACAAUGAUUGCUAUGAUCCAGUCACUGGAGAAUGGAAAUCGCUUUCAAAACUGCCUGAGUUCACCAAGUCAGAGUAUGCUGUCUGUGCCUUGCGCAAUGACAUCUUGGUGUCUGGAGGUCGCAUCAACAGCAGGGAUGUGUGGUUGUACAACUCCCAGCUCAACCUGUGGAUCAAAGUGGCUUCUCUUGUCAAAGGCCGCUGGAGACACAAGAUGGGUGUCCUACUGGGCAAGGUCUAUGCCGUGGGUGGCUAUGACGGGCAGAGCCGCCUGAGCAGUGUGGAGUGCUACGAUUCCUUCUCAAACCGCUGGACAGAAGUCGCUCCAAUGAAAGAGGCAGUCAGUUCUCCAGCUGUGGCCAGCUGCAGCGGGAAGCUCUAUGUUAUCGGAGGAGGGCCGGACGAUGAAACCUGUUCAGACAAGGUUCAGCGCUACGAUCCAGAUACAGACACAUGGUUACUACGGGCUAGCAUCCCCAUCGCUAAGCGCUGUAUCACAGCGGUGUCCCUCAACAACAUGAUCUAUGUCUGCGGUGGCCUUACCAAGUCCAUUUACUGCUACGACCCAAUACAAGACAACUGGAUGCAUGUGUGCCACACCUUUGCCAAACAGGAGAGUUGUGGCAUGUCGGUGGUUAACGGGAAGAUCUACAUCCUCGGUGGCCAAGGGGAGAAUGGUGAAGCCACAGAUACAAUCAUAUGCUACGACCCCUCAACAGGCUUGAUGACAGGAGAGCGAGGCAUGCCGCGGCCCAUCUGCUACCAUGGAUGUGUAACCAUCCACCGCUAUUGUGACAAAAACAAGCCAUGACCCUAAACACAGAAACGCAGAUAAGCAACAUGCGAGGACACACUAAGUUAGCCAAACUCUUCAUGUAUUUCCCAUAGACACUCAUUUCUUUUAAACAGGAGACAUGUUCAUUAGUUCAAGAUCAAGGGAACAGCGAGCUAAUUUAUUUCUGCCCAUCAUUUUGUAGCAGUACUCAUUGCGGUGCUGGGAAUCUUUUGGUUUUUGUACAAAACAGAAGUGAAAUGCUGAUCAGGAACAAAUUUUAGAUAACACACUCUAAAAUAGACCCUACUUAACUUGGCUGCAGUUUUUUUUUAUAUACAGCAAAGCAGAUCCCAGUACUGAUUACAAGAAUGUCUUUGAAAAAAGCCCUUUAUAAUAUUCUUAUUCAUUGAUUUGUAAAUGAGCUGAAAUGUGGGCAACAGUCAACCAGCUGUGCUGCCACAAUGUCAGUUGUCCUAAACGUGUACUGCCCUGACCCUUCAAAGAAGCGCUAAAGAACAGUUGUAGAAAAAUAAAAAACAGGUGUCACUGGUAGAUCUGCUCUACUGGUUCUGUUCGUUUCCUCACAAGUUCCCAUUUCACACGCUUGUUUCCCCUCACCUGUUCCACAGUGUCAUCACCUCAAUUUGUUUUCUACAUUACUUGUUGUGUUCUCCAUUGCAAUGAUUCAUUGAUUCAUUGAUUUCUCAUGUUUUUAUAUGUCUUUAAUUUAUACUUGUUUUUUGGUUCUUUUUUUAAUUUUUUUUUUUAUAUAAAAGCAUGUCAUAUUAUUUACAUCACUGAUGUGUCAGAUUAGUUUUACUGUCAGCUCAUUGGUGAACGGGGCAUGUGGGUGGUUUUGUUAGUUAAAAACCUUUGUAGAUCAAACUCGAGGAUCAAUCUAAAUAUCUGAUGUGCGUGUAUGAUAAGUAUGGAUGUUUGACUUGUAUGACUCAACCCGGAUGAGUUGGAGCCCAGCAUUUGUCAUCACAGUUGAGGCGUAAGCACACCACCACUGCUUGCUCUUAUUUGAGGCUGGCACCUCCCACUUAAGCAUUUACAUGCAAAGAUGUCACUUGAGGUAGCCAUGACUGCAUUUGUCUGUAUGUAUGUUUACUGGUUGGUGAAGGUGUGCAGCAAUAGUAUAGCUCACACGCAGGGUUAAGAGUUCAUGCCAAGGAUUUAUGACUUUGUGGUUCACAAUCUGUAAGCUUUUACUACAAGUUUGUGUUGAUAGACAAGAGAAAUUGCUGUGAAUAUAACUUUAACAUUUUCUUUUUUUAUAUGUAAAUGAAUUUCUUUCUGUGUUGCAUGUUGUUUUUCUAUAACUAAGAGCCCCAAUCGUGCACUUUGACAAAAUUCAGAGAGACAGUGAUUUCUCUUUCUUAACGGCUCUUGGCUUUCGUGUAAAAUGCAUCAGACACAGUAAAAUGGUCAUGAGUUUUUACAAAUAUAAAACAACCUUUUUCAGAAUGACAACAAUCUAUGCAUUUAUUGCCAUUUAGAAAUGCUCAACUUACUGCAAGGAUAACAAAGGUUAGGCAUACAUUUAUCUUAGAAAAUCAACAAAACUGGUGGGGUUAUUUCUCUGUAUUCAUCAGACAUGCUUCGAGACCGCUUAACUCAGUGUCGGGCCUUGAAAUGAUGACCCUUUUGUUUAUUUUCCAAUCUACGCAUCAUUAUUUUUAUUUAGUACCAUGCUAACUCAGAAGGCCAACUGGAAGGGUUAAAGGCGGAACAGAAUAGGAGUAAAAUAGUGAGAUCCGGAAUCUGAGAUUUUACUAGGUAUUCACCUUAAAAUGUGCAAACAAUGUCCUGUUAUCCUGAUUUAUUGCUUUUGCAAUUGACUUUCAUUUAUUGUCUGCUUGUGAUGAGCCUAUUUACUGUCAUUUUGUUUAAUCAGAUAUUUUUUUUCUAUUUGCUAGGUGUGGAUUUGUGUGUUGUUGAGACAUGGUCAUUCCAAAAGGUUAAAUGGUAAAUAGAAAAUGCUGACUGGAAGAACUGAGCGAAAAGAAAGGUAGAUUAACCUUUCGUUAUAAAUUCAAAUAUCAACCAUAGUUAAUCUGAUCUUGUCCCAGUUGCUAUUUGUUGGAAAAUAAUUCACCGUGCCUGCAUGUAAGAUGGAAGCCUUUACGUGUUAAAUCCUGUUCAGUGUGCCUUAAUAAACAACAACAAAAAAAUCAUAACAGGGCUGUUUAUCCAGGCCUUUUUGAUAUAAAUGUUUAUUGUAUGCAUGAUGUAAGGAAGAGAACAAACUGCAAUAUGUUGUAAUGUAAUGGUUGUAAGAGGAACAUCAAUAAACUCUCUGUAUUCAUUA
Molecule: messenger RNA, 4356 nt
Organism: Girardinichthys multiradiatus
Lineage: Eukaryota; Metazoa; Chordata; Actinopteri; Cyprinodontiformes; Goodeidae
Gene: klhl24a
Product: kelch-like family member 24a
Exons: 8
Coding region: 288-2078 (596 amino acids)
Molecular function (GO): protein binding
Source: RefSeq, a predicted model, not a curated record